Funneliformis mosseae is the source of this 258-nucleotide messenger RNA. NCBI's taxonomy places the organism in Eukaryota, Fungi, Glomeromycota, Glomeromycetes, Glomerales, Glomeraceae. The record is from the annotation of a GenBank genome assembly.
AUGGCGGUAGGUAAUUAUAUUUUAUUAAUUAUUAAUUUAAGAAAGAUUAUUCGGGAAUAUGGACAUUCAAUAUAUUGGGAUUCGGGAAAUUGGGUGUUCAGGGUGUUAGAAUUCGUGAAAUUGGAUGUUCGGGAAAAUGAAUAUUUCAUGCAAUUAGGGAAAUUGGGUUUCGGGAAGUUGACAUUCGAGAAAUUGGACUUUUCGGUAAAAUGUCCAAUUCAGGAAAUUUGCCUUCGGGCGAGUGGACUUCGGGAAAAG